UGCUGCUGAGGAAGCAGCAGCAGCAGCAGCAGCAGAUGAUGGUAGUGGAGUGGGUAAGCGACUGCACUUGGGGGUAUCUGAGCGCAGCAGCAGCAGCAGCAGCAGCAACAGCAGCGGUGGUGGGAGCCGCCGCAGCAGCAGGAACGGCAGCCGAUCAAGCAGCAGCAGCAAUCUGAGAGGAAGCAGGGGCCCCCACGCUUCAGGGCACACCUGCAGCGACGCCGAAACCAGCAGCAGCAGCAGCAGCAGUAGCAGCAGCAGCAGUGGCGUAGGUGAAGGCAGCGCGAUGCGGCGGACGAGCAGCAACCGUUACAGCAGCAGCAGCAGCAGCAGCAGCAGGUUGCUGCAGCUGCACGGUUUCAUAAGCAGCAGCCCCUCCUUCUCUCUAGCGAAUCGCCCGUCCCUACCCAUCACGAUCAACAGCAGCAGCAGCAGCAGCAGCAGCAGCAGGAGUGGGAGGGUGCGUCUUGGCGGAGAAGAUUCUUUAUUGCGUUUGUUUCGUUCAGAGUUGUUCGACUCGCACUUUCACAUGUUUUAUUUGUUUAAAAGAAAAGAAGAGGGGGUGCAUGAGUACUUAGUGCAUCUGCUGUACACCCGAAGAAACAUCGCAGACAUCAAUUACUAUCUGCCGCAGCUCUGCCAGCUAGCACUCACAAGAGCUUUGCUGAAGAUAAAAUACCUGGUAGCUGCUGCUGCUGCUGCUGCUGCUGCUGCUGCUAAUGCUGCUGCUGCUAAUGAUGCUUAUGCUGUUGCUGCUAUUGAUGCUUAUGCUGCUGCUAAUGCUGCUGCUGCUGCUGCUAAUGAUGCUGCUGCUAAUGGUGCUUAUGCUGCUGCUGCUGCUAAUGGUGCUUAUGCUGCUGCUGCUGCUAAUGGUGCUUAUGAUGCUGCUGCUGCUAAUGAUGCUUAUGCUGCUGCUGCUGCUAAUGAUGCUUAUGCUGCUGCUGCUGCUAAUGAUGCUUAUGCUGCUGCUAAUGCUGCUGCUGCUAAUGAUGCUUAUGCUGCUGCUGCUAAUGCUGCUAAUGAUGCUUAUGCUGCUGCUGCUAAUGCUGCUGCUGCUGCUGCUGCUGCUGCUGCUGCUGCUGCAGGGUUGGAAGAGGCUGCGCAGAAGAUGACGCAGGAAGUAGAGAUGGCUUUGGUCAACAGCAAACCCCUGGGGCAUGCAAUGUACAUGCGCUCAGCCAGCAGCAGCAGCAGCAGCAGCAGCAGCAGCAGCGGCAGCAGCAGCAGCGGGAAGGUUGGGAACGCCUGCAGAAGUCUUUCUGCUGUGCUAGGACAGACGCAGCAGCACCAGGAGCAGCAGCAGCAGAAGCUGCAGCAGCAGCAGAAGCAACCCCACACGGACCUAUUCAAGCGACACACGCUGCUGCACCUGCUGUGGCAGCAGCAGCAGCAGCAGCAGAUUCCUCCGCAGCAGCUGCAGCGCCUGUCGAGGGCCUUGUGUGCUGCUGACGUUGAAGAGCCCAUACAAACUGCAGCAGCACCACCACCACGUGCAGCAGCAGCAGCAACAGCAGCAUCACCAUCAGCAGCAGCAACAGCAGCAGCAGCAGACCAGGCCGAGCGACGAACAGACCCACCUCAACAGCUGCAGCUGCAGCAACAGCAGCAGCAGCAGCAAAAUCGUCAAGAACAACGACAAGAGCAGCAGCAGCAUCACCAUCAUCAGCAUCACCAUCAGCAGCAUCAUCAUCAUCAGCAGCAGCAUCAGCAUCAGCUGCAGCAGCAGCAGCAGCAGCAGCAGCAAGUGGCGCCCUUUCUUGCAGCACUAGACCCUGCUGAGCAGACGCGUUUGCUUCCUCCGCGUUUACCUGCUGCUUUCAAUCAACAUGUUGGUCCUGUCUCAGUCGCAGGAGCUAGGGCGAAGCUUCCUUCUGUGUACGCGAAGCUGGGCAAUCCGUUAGCGCUGACGACACUGUCUCCGCCGAAUCUCUGCUGCGGUUGCUGCAGCAACAGCAGAAGCAGCAGCAGCAGCAACAGCAGCAGCAGCAGCAACAGCAGCAUGGGGUGUACGGACAGCUGCGUUGCAGUUGAGCUGCACCAGUUUGUAAUGAAGCAGCGGCGCUGCGAUUAUUUUAAUGCUUUAAACCACUUCGUAUCUCUUCUUAUUGACGUCAGCAACAUUCUUGCUGCAGAACCAGACAGAACUAUCAGGCCUGCGCUAUUAUAUAACAUGUGUGAAAGUUUAAACUCUUGGUUGUUGUCUCGCCGUUUGUUUGUUGCUGCAAGCGGAGGAGAUUUUAGUUUAGCAGGGGUAACUAUACCUUUAGAAGAAGUAGGAGCAGAGCCUAUGCAUCACUGCAGCAGCAGCAGCAGCAGCAGCAGCAGCAGCAGCAGCAGCAGCAGCAGCAGCAGUGGUGGUGGUGGUGGUGAAGGGGGCCGUGCGAUGCACGGGGGUUAUAGUAGAGGCAUCUACAGCAGCAGCUUUGUCUCUGCAGCAGCAGGAGCAGCAGCAGCAGACGCUGCAGCUGCAGCUGCAGCAGCAGCAGCAGCAGCAACGCAUCGACCUGCUGUGCAGCUGCUGCGAAUAGAAAGCAGAGACAGCAGAACGCUCAGCUCUAAGAAGAGAGCCCCAUACCUUCUUAUUGUUGAAGUUUGUAAUCUCGAUGAGGAUUUGGAGCAGUUCUCAGAUGACUUGGAGGUGCAGCGAGAAGAAGUGCAGCAAAAGCCGCUCUUCAUUUACAACUGUCUUCUUAAAGAAUUAAAAGUAUAA
Eimeria acervulina is the source of this 2710-nucleotide messenger RNA. Its product is annotated as phosphatidylinositol 3-and 4-kinase domain-containing protein, putative. The annotation marks the transcript as partial. Gene Ontology annotation, biological process: regulation of mRNA splicing, via spliceosome. The record is from RefSeq and is a predicted model, not a curated record. The transcript has 5 exons. Gene Ontology annotation, cellular component: spliceosomal complex. Gene Ontology annotation, molecular function: RNA binding. NCBI's taxonomy places the organism in Eukaryota, Apicomplexa, Conoidasida, Eucoccidiorida, Eimeriidae.